Penicillium macrosclerotiorum is the source of this 2979-nucleotide messenger RNA. RefSeq names its product kinesin family protein. Gene Ontology annotation, molecular function: ATP binding; microtubule motor activity; microtubule binding. The record is from RefSeq and is a predicted model, not a curated record. Bases 1 to 2979 code for a protein of 992 amino acids. Gene Ontology annotation, biological process: microtubule-based movement. NCBI's taxonomy places the organism in Eukaryota, Fungi, Ascomycota, Eurotiomycetes, Eurotiales, Aspergillaceae. The transcript has 3 exons.
AUGCCCGCCUCCGAUGGUGCUUCUUCCAUAACUGUCGCGGUCCGCGUGAGACCAUUUACUAUCCGUGAAGCUGCUCAAAUUUCCAAGUGUGACGAUGGUCCCUUGUUCCUUGGCGAUGGAUCGUUGGCCGGCGUGCCAGCUCCGAAGCUGAACCAGAAGGGAAUCCGGUCCAUUGUUAAGGUGAUCGACGAUCGAUGCUUGGUAUUCGAUCCUCCAGAGGACAACCCCGUCCAGAAGUUCUCCAAGAGCGUCAUCCCGAAUGGCAAGCGGGUCAAAGAUCAAACCUUUGCCUUCGAUCGAAUCUUCGACCAGAAUGCCUCACAGGGCGAAGUUUACGAAUCGACUACACGCGGCCUCCUCGAUAAUGUUCUUGACGGCUAUAACGCAACAGUCUUCGCCUACGGUGCCACAGGUUGCGGAAAGACUCAUACAAUUACCGGAACCGCCCAACAACCUGGAAUCAUCUUCAUGACGAUGCAAGAGCUCUUCGAGCGAAUCGAUGAGAGAGCCGGCGAGAAAUCUACCGAGAUAUCGCUAUCUUAUCUUGAAAUUUACAAUGAAACGAUUCGAGACCUGCUCGUCCCAGGUGGUAACCCAAAGGGCGGUCUCAUGCUACGGGAGGACAGUCAGCAGUCAGUCUCGGUUUCUGGCCUGUCUAGUCAUCAUCCACAAAAUGUUGAGGAAGUCAUGGAUAUGAUUGUGAGGGGUAACGAAUGCCGUACCAUGUCGCCUACCGAAGCCAAUGCCACCUCAUCCCGAUCACACGCUGUUCUUCAAAUCAACAUCGCCCAGAAAGAUCGCAAUGCCGGCCAAAAUGAACCCCAUACCAUGGCUACUUUGAGCAUCAUCGAUUUAGCUGGAAGUGAGCGAGCCAGUGCUACAAAAAACCGGGGAGAGCGGUUGUUUGAGGGUGCCAAUAUCAACAAGUCUCUAUUGGCCCUAGGCAGUUGCAUCAACGCCCUUUGCGACCCUCGGAAGCGCAAUCACAUCCCCUAUCGAAACUCUAAGCUUACUCGUCUACUAAAGUUUGCCCUUGGUGGAAACUGCAAGACAGUGAUGAUUGUCUGCGUUAGCCCCUCGAGCCAGCACUUUGACGAGACUCAAAACACUCUAAGAUAUGCAAAUCGCGCGAAGAAUAUCCAGACCAAGGUUACCCGCAACGUGUUCAAUGUCAACCGUCACGUUAAGGACUUCCUGGUCAAGAUCGAUGAACAGAUGAACUUGAUCAAUGAACUCAAAGCCCAGCAGAAAGAUUACGAAAAUGUCGCCUUCGCCAAAUUCAAAAAACAGACCGAGAAAAAGGAUGCUGUUCUUCGUGAAGGUGUCGCACGCAUUCGCAGUGCCUACGAGCAUACCCUGCCGGAAAGACAAGAAAAGACUAGCAACAUGCUCAAGUUGCGCCAGAUCAGCCGCCGCAUCGGCAUUUUGUCUUCCUGGAUUGCCGCCUUCGAUAGCGUAUGUGAAAAUCGACAGGAUGAAGAAGGACUGGCUAGCUUGUAUGCCAUUCGAAAGACUGCGCAGGGCAUUCUUAUUGAACUUGAAGGUAGCCGACACCAUUAUAACCAGCGAUUGUCGAAGAACACAUGGGACCGAGCCAUGAAUUCGGCAGUUGAGAAUGCGGCCAAACAAUUACAAGAGUUUGAAAUCAGUGACAACAGUGACUAUUCCAAUUUGGAAAGAGAGGCUGAGCUUCUGCGAUCGAAUGCCGAACGCGAGGCUCUUUCCGCGGUGGUAGAGCAGGACAAGGCCGGAGAAACGGUUGCUGUGCAGUUGUUGCUCCAAGCCCAGUUCGAGCUUAUGGCCUCUAUCGAUGAAAUCAUGCAACUGAGUGCAAGUGAAGCUAUCCAGAAGGGACGUGCGAUUCUCACGAAGAUGCUGGAGCACUGCUCCAGUGCUGCGUCAAAUAUCGUCAAGUCGGACGGCACCACGUCGUCCGCUCCCAACUUGAAUUUGCACAGCCCUAUGAAAUCUGCUAGUCCUUCUAAGUCGAAGAAGCGAUUUAGUAUGAUUAAUAUGCCUGCGCCGAGAAUGUCGAUUACACCCUCCAUGGACCUUGUCCCGGCAGCGCCUCCUUCUCCUACAAAGGGCUCUCCUCGCAGACGUAAAAUAGCUGCCGGACGAAAGAGUGUUAGCUUCACCCCCAAAAGGACACAGCCUAAGGCCUCUAAGCGAUCUGUUCGAUGGAAGGAUGAUGAGGAGGAUGCUCCUCUCACUGAAUUUCAAAAGACUCCUCAAAAGCCCGAAUCCGCCGGUGAAUCUAGCUCCGAUGAGCCUUGCGAGCCCUCGGAGCCUUCACUGCCUCGGGGAGUAUCGCCUAUCCCCCGCAACAUCCCGCGGGUAUCGCUUCAAGGCUGGAUUCCUGUCCAAACCGCGAGUUGGAAGCUCUCCAUUAGCACCCCCCCAAUGGCUAGCCUCCCUCUCUCUGACAACGAAAACUCCCCCCUUCGUGACAUUGAUGGCAGUAGCUUCCUCAACCGCGCCUCAUCAGAGCGCCCAUCUCGCAUUGCUGUUCGGUCUCCAAGCGGAAAUUUCUCCAGUAGCCCAGCUUCCGAGAGCAAAUCAGAGAACAAGGACAACUGGAAGACGGACAAAGAUGAUGCAAUGAAAAUCAACUCUGCCAUGCGCCGAAUUUCCAGCAGUCAUUUUGGAUCUACCGCCAGUUCCAACUCCUUGCGGGUCCACCGCCGUCGCAGUCCCAGCUCCAACACCUACGGGAGCUCUCCUAGCGAGAACACCAUGUUCACUGCCUCCCAGGCUCGGCGUAUGGUCAAGAGUGAGCGAGAGCUCGAGGCUAAGCCCCGUGUUUUGAGUCCUCAUACCCUGCCUGUGAUGAAGAACACCAGCCGCCGUACGACCCUUGGAGGGGAAAUCCGGCCUCGACAUGCCAGCCUGUCUAGCAGGGAUGCCCUCCGCCUCAGUGUAAUUGCCGCGCCCGCAGUGAACCACACAGCGGAUUUCACAUCUGGUGGAUUGCGGUAG